AUGUCCGAUUCUGAGAUGGAUUUGCUGGAAAAAUCGACGGCUGAAAAUGAGGAAGAGAUGGACGCGGAAAAUUCCGCGCGGAAGCCGGAAGCGGAAGCACCGGAUGCGGAAGAAGAGGAAGAACCGCUUGAAAGAACAUUGUUGGGUGAUGGAAUCGAUUCGUUGAUGAUGCAUUGGUCAGUAGGCGAUUUUUGGGCGGGAAUUUUGAAAUUUUGAUGAAAAUGAGCCCAGAUUUGAAUUUUUGAGCAUUUUCCAAUGAAAAUGAGCCCAGAUUUGAAUUUUUGAGCAAAAUUUGAUGCCACGUGGCAAAUAUCUGAAAUUUUCAGCAUUAAAUCAUAAAAAUCUUCAUUUUCCCAAAAAAAAUCCCAAAAUUUCAUUCAAUUCUCCAAAUUUUGACUGAUUUUUCGAGGAAAAGCACCGCCAGCUUCUGAAAAAAAAAUUUUUUCAAAAAUUCAAAAAAAAAUUUUUCUAAGUCACCUGAAAUUCCAGCCAGAAUUGCAAAAAUAAGGAAGAUUUUCAUUUUUUUUCAGAGAAAAAAAUGAAUUUUUUAGUGAAUUUCUGGAUUUUUAUGCAAUUCUCAUGGGGAAUUUUAAUGGGGGGAAUAAAAAAUGGGAAUUUUUGACGCGUGGCAUAUUUUUGGGCAGGAAAAAUCUGAAAAUUUCUAAAUUUUCAGCUAAAAAUUCAAUUUUUAUUAUUAUUGUGAUAUAAGCUUGAACUAAUAAUUUUUCCAAAAUCUGAAAAAAAUUUAUAGAAUUUUUGAAACAGUAAAUUUUUUCAGGUCAAAUUUUCACAAAAAAUUCAAAUUUCAGCUCAAAAUUAUCAGAAAAACCUGAAAUUUUCAGAAUUUUCUCAUCAAAAUCCAAUUUUCAGGUGUCAAUUGCUAACAAAUGUAUCAGUUCGUGCUCCGGUUCCACCUCCUUCCACUUUGGGACAUGUUAAAGAAGUGGCUGAAGUUUGUAGUAAACAUGUGAGUUUUUUUGGGGAGCUGAGGGCUGAAAAUCUGAAAAUUUGAUGAAAAAUGAUGAAUUUUGAGCCGAAAUUCAUGAAAAAUGAUGAAUUUUGAGCUGAAAAACUGAAAAUUUGAUGAAAAAUGAUAAAUUUUUCGAAAUUUUUGACCUGAAAUUAAAUUCAGUGAAAAAAUCCACGAUUUUUGACACCAAACAUGACAAAUUUUGAAAUUUGGAAAAUUUCAGGCCAAAAAACGUAUAUUACAAAAUUUGCGUCAGUGAAAUCAUGUGUUGACGCUUUUUUUUGUAACUACAGAAAAUGUGUCAGCAAAACCAAAAGCUGACGUAGAUUUUGAGAGCUACAAAAAAUGCGCUAGCAACUUCUGAGGUUGACGCAGAUUUUGUAGCUUCAGAAAAUACGUCAGCAAACCCCAAGGCUGACGCUUUUUUUUGUAGCUUCGAAAAAAAAUUGAAAUUUUAACGUUUCUGGGUCAAAAUUUCAUGAAACUUUCAAAUUUCGAGCUUAAAAAUCAGGAUUUUCAUCAAAAAUCAACAUUUCUGGGUCAAAAAAUCCCAAAUUUUCACAUUUUCCCACCAAAAAUCCCACAUUUUGCAGUUCCGCGAUGCUUGCGUCGACGUAACCAACGAAUUCUAUCGUCUCGGAACCCAGUGGGAAAUCGAAAAUCACGAAGAACACUUCAAAAACGAGGAACGCGACUUGGAUGCGGCGAUCCUGCGGCAAAAUGCGUUGCUCAAAAAAGCGCGCGAAGAGUUUUUGAAACGAACACAACAUUAUUCGACCUAUUAUCCAAAUGCUACUAAACAUUUUACUACUUGA
Caenorhabditis angaria is the source of this 1785-nucleotide messenger RNA. NCBI's taxonomy places the organism in Eukaryota, Metazoa, Nematoda, Chromadorea, Rhabditida, Rhabditidae. The record is from the annotation of a GenBank genome assembly.